CUCGUGACCUCAGUCGCUCUCGUUGCCGUGGGGAGGGGGACGCUCGCCGGUGUCUGGCUGCUGUUUGGAGAAAAGAAAAAAAAGAGAACGAAAGACGCGGUUUCUGGUGCCGAGUGCGGCUUCAGCGUCGGCGUCCUGCCUGAUUAAAGUCCAUGAAUGCCGCCGACAAACUUCAGCAAGUCAGAGCAGCCCUUCGAAGAGUGAAGCAGAGAAUGAGCGGUCCGCGCGACCAACUGGACGACACGGAUGUUACAACCGAAGAUGAAGUGGAAUCUGGAUCUUCAAAACAGAAGCACAAUAAAAAGCAACAGGAGACUUUAAUUGAUAUGUACCAAGCAAAUCCCAAAGUAAAUGAAGAACUCCGGGACAGGUUGCCAGCCACGAAAAAGCACGACUACAAAGACAAAGCAAAGCAAUCCCUCGAACCAGAAUCCAGUUCUGAAUUGUUGCAGACGAGUUGUCGGCCCGUGCCAGAGCAAACGAGUCGUGGAGCACAAAUGGACGUUUUUUUAAAAGAGCCAAACGAUGUGGACCAGUACGAGAAAAACAGAAACCAACAGCCGUCUGAAGAAAGAGAGAGAUUGUCUGAUAGAAGUGAGAAGCUUCACGGGAGCCAAGAGAAGCUUCACCCCAUCAAAAUGAACCAGGAUAUUCCAAAACUGGAAAGGAGCUCUCGAGUACAAGGCAACACAGAGGAGGAUGCAAACAACCAAUGGGGGGCCCUCUCCUGUGAAAGGCAAGGCAAUAGCUUGGUAAGUGCCUCUUUAACCUCAGCAAAUGCAAGCACACUUCUAGAUAAGGACAAGAACAUCGCUUUCCUCUUAAAAGAACUGGACGCCUUGAGAGAGAUCAAUAGAAAGCUUCAGGAUAAACUGUCUGAAAAUGACCGAGAUUUGGAGAGAUGGAAAAUGGAUGCAGAACUACAAGAGAAGAUGAUGGAAGCAAAAACUGCUGAGAAAGCUGCAGCCCUUGUGGAGGAGAUUUACCAGGCCCAGAGGGAGCGGGACCAGGCCAUGAUGGCUCGACUGAGGCUGGCAAAUGAAGAAAGAGAUGAAGCCCUUUUGCGAGCCAAGCGACUGGAACAGGCUAUAAUGGAGCUGGAGAAUAUUAACCCAGAAGAAAAUGACACGGCCUUACAGGAGUUACUGAACCGAAUCCAAAAUGCAGAUUCCGGCCUAACCAUCCAGAAGAGCGGGGCUGUAAUUCUCGAUCGAAUUCUGAAGACCAAAGAGCGGAAAAAGAAAAUCACAGCCGAAGAGAUGAACGCCGUAAUCGAGGAGAGGGAGGCCGCCCUUACCAGAUGCAAACGCCUGGAACAGGAGCUUCAUCAAGUGAAAGAACGGAGCCAGACUUCUGCAAACAACAUGAGACAUCUGACUGCCGAAAACAAUCAAGAACGUGCUCUGAAGGCUCAGCUCCAGUACGUCCAGCAGGAGAAGGAAAACGCGGUGAAGCAGUGCAAGAAGUUGGAGGACGAGGUCCAGACUCUCCAAGUCUAUUACGGUUUGCACCAGUCCUUGUCACAAGAGGCCACCAUGAAGGAGCAUAUGAACUGCACUCUUAGCUCCUAUGAAGAAGCCCUGCGCUCACGAGAUGGCAUCAUGACGCUUGCCAAUCUGCAGAAGGAUCAGCUUGUCGCCCAACUACAGCUGGCACUUUCUGACCGAACAAAACUGGAGGCCCAGCUCCAAGAAACCGCCACCGCACACAAGGAUGCCAAUGAAAAGAUCCAGAAGUUAGAGCGGCUGGUGGAUGUGCUGAGGAAGAAGGUCGGAGCGGGUGCCGUCAGGACAGUGAUCUGAUUGAAAGGUUGAGUCUGGAGAAGUGGUCACAUCUGGUGACCAGGCCGCUGCGUUUAGCGCUGUGUAAACACUGAAGCCUUAACUCAGCAAACAGUUGUUAGAAGUGGUACACUGGGACGACAUUCCAGGCCGAGAUCAAACUGAAUCAUAAAUGUUUAACCACUCUGCUGCUGACUUGGGAUAUUUAACCUGCACCCACCCCCCCAGUGCCCCCAUACAGCCCACCCUUGUCUGUAACGUUUGAGGAACUGGCGACUUUCUGUUUGCCUUAAGCCUGCAUUUGAAAUCCUGACUGGGUUUUGGCUGCUGCCCCCAGAGCUGCUUUGCAUAAUCACUAAAGAAAAUGGAAAUGUGGAAAGGCGGGCGAGGGAGGGAGUGUGAGUGUGUGUGAGUGAGUGUGUGUGCCGUCCUGCCCGCUGAGCGGCUGCCCGCAUCCUCCACAUUUUCACUCCCUCGCCCGCGUUGUCUUUUCCCGGGUUGACGGCGGACGUCUGGCUUGGGUAGAACUUGUGGUGUUCAGGACACCAAAGCCCGAAUCCUUUUUAUUGUCCUAUCUGCUGGAUCAACGUGUCCCCCCCGGGUGGUCAGGUCCCCUUGGCGAUUAGUGAUGGCACAGAGCACGGCAGGACAGAUGACGACUGCCUUGUGGUGCCGUGUUGAGCUGCUGUUCUCACCCCUCAGAUUCACCAGUGUGACACACUUGGGUGGGCUCUCUUGGGGCGACUUUUCUCAAUGCUGCACUCUUAUGGAGGGGCGUCAAACAGAUCGCCGAGUCUUUGGAGCACGUGUUCAUACACUGAAACACCUGCGUCAUCUUCAUUUUGUGUUGCCAAGUAUUGUGAUGUUUCGCUGGACCCC
Messenger RNA from Polypterus senegalus (gray bichir), 2660 nucleotides. It is a transcript of the gene mipol1, whose product is annotated as mirror-image polydactyly 1. The record is from RefSeq and is a predicted model, not a curated record. The transcript is spliced from 14 exons. NCBI's taxonomy places the organism in Eukaryota, Metazoa, Chordata, Cladistia, Polypteriformes, Polypteridae. The coding region runs from base 153 to 1802 and encodes 549 amino acids.